ACUACCUCCCCUAAAGUACAGAACCACAGUUCUGUGAGAGGAACAGGUUCUACAAUCUUUGAUUCACUUCAUUUAAGGUUCAGUGAUGUAUUUAGAUGGACACGCUUCCCCCCAAGGACUGCUUUGGCUGCAUCCCAAAAGUUUGUGACAUUGAUCAUUUGAGCGAAGAUGAUAGUUCCUGAGGAUGAUGACCCCAUCAAAGAGCCUGAUCCCCAGAUCAGUGGAGAGAGUUCUACAAAGAAUCUUGUAAAGGAUCUAGACACAGACCCAGCAGCUGAGCAAGCUGUUCAUGAAGUGGACGAGGUGCAGAAUUUACAAGAACUAACAAGACAACUUGAAAUCCAAAAUCAGCCCAUAAGCCCUAGAAACCAGGCAAAUGUCCCUAAUGAAGAGAGACAAGUCAACCUGGACAAAGACAAUCGCAAUGUUGGGCCAAAUAGAGGGGAAAAUAGAGGUUUCAGUGGCAAGGUAGAAAAACAGAGUCAACUUGGUGAGAUAAGUCCUGAGAUAAAAGAGAGCAAAGGGUUAAAAGGAGAUGUAGAUGUGCAAGUUCAGGUUAGUAAGUGCAUUGCACCCGUGGAUAGUGGUAGUAGUAUAGUGGGUAUAGAUAGGUCAACAAGGCCCAAAGUUACAGCCUCUAAAAUGGCUGCACAGAUUUCCACUUUGGUGACAGAGUUGGGCAGCAUCUGCCCUGAUACAUCACUGUUUGACCCAACACUGGAUGAUGUGGAAACAUUACAACUUGGUGACUUAGUAAAAGGAGAUGACAGUAAUUGGCUUUGUGAUUUCUCAAAAAGUGGACCUCCAGGAAAACAGAAAACAGAAUCUCUUUUAAAGUGGUGCCGUCAAGCUCUAGAUCAUCCCAGUCCUGAGACCAAAGCAGCCUGCUCAGCCCUCAUGAGUAAACUUGAUCAAGGACAUUCUGGCAUUUCUCCAUCACAGUCAGCUUUUAAAGAGAAUAUAGAUUGGACUUCUGAUGAAUCCAUCUCUAAGGAAUAUGAAUUGCAGUAUUUGACUGAUUUGCAGGUGGCUCAACUACAGGAAGAAAGCUUUCUACAGGAACAAGCCUGUGCAGUUGCCUCAGCACCUUAUAAGAUUCCCAGUGCCUCUUUCCAAUCUCAGAUAGGCGGUGUUUACAGUGAUCAGGAGUGGUAUGAUGCCAGGGAAGAUAAGGAUUAUUUUGACUAUCCCCAGACAUUUUCAGGCACAUCCAGAUAUGCUUCAUCUGUACCUAGUUUGCCUCCAUACCGGUCCCCAUCCAUAAGUGGUGACUGCAGUCAAGUAAUACCUCCUCCAAUGAUUCUGUCAAAGAGAUCGGUGUCAGGCUCCAGACAAGAAUACAAGAAAUGGCCAGACAGUGAAGAUGAAUUGUAUGCCAGUAUGCCCAGCGAAAUUAGAUCAGGUCUUCAUUCUUUGAGUUCUGGGAAGAGUAGCCAUGGUUUAGACUGGGAUGUCCAAGCACCAAAGAGUCAGUUAUCAAGAAUUCAGGAAUCAGGUCUCUCCAGCCAAUGAAGCCUGUUCAUUUAUUUGCUGAACCAUAGAAGGACAGAUGCUGCUGCA
Molecule: messenger RNA, 1560 nt
Organism: Vombatus ursinus (common wombat)
Lineage: Eukaryota; Metazoa; Chordata; Mammalia; Diprotodontia; Vombatidae
Product: SLAIN motif-containing protein-like
Exons: 8
Coding region: 169-1512 (447 amino acids)
Biological process (GO): positive regulation of microtubule polymerization; microtubule nucleation; cytoplasmic microtubule organization
Cellular component (GO): microtubule plus-end
Source: RefSeq, a predicted model, not a curated record